Nicotiana attenuata is the source of this 1053-nucleotide messenger RNA. RefSeq lists its product as uncharacterized. The record is from RefSeq and is a predicted model, not a curated record. Lineage: Eukaryota; Viridiplantae; Streptophyta; Magnoliopsida; Solanales; Solanaceae. The transcript has 5 exons. Bases 1 to 1053 code for a protein of 350 amino acids.
AUGAUCAAGUUUGAGAAAACCCAUCUGAAGAAAACGCAUCAGGAAGAAAAGAAGAAAACAGUUGCUUUCAAGACUACUAAUGAAGGACAUGAAAAUGAUAUUGAUGAUGAUCCAGAAGUUCUUGAAGAAGAAAUUGCCAUGACUGAUGAAGAUGCAUCAGACGAUGAAUGCAAGGAAGACACUGAAAAACGUUUCAUGGAACGAGGUGAAGCAAGCAAGGUAAGACCCUAUAACUGUGAUAGAUGUAAUGAAUUGCGGGAUAUACUUGAUCUUACCCUAAAGAAGUCUCAAAAAAUGUUGAAUGAAUUAAAGAGACUCAAUAGAGAAAAGAAGGACUGGGAACUUAAGCUUGAAGUCUGUGAAAUAGAAAGAGAUGUGCUUCAAGAUGAGGUUCAGAAAUUGCAAGUGCAACUGAAUGGCAUGCGCAAAUCCACCUGUCACAGUUCUAUCAAGUCUAACCAGGCGACUUACAUGUCAACUGGAAAAGGACAAGUUAGAACUGAGUCCACAAAUUUCGUAAAUCCAAUGUUUCAGCAUGGAUAUAAAAACCCAAAAACAACCCUGAUUCCAGUAGAACUAACCAAUAAGGACCCAAGAAAGCUUGAGUAUCUAAAAGAAGAAAGUGGGAUAUUCAUCUGUCAAGCCAAGUAUACGAAGGAAUUGAUUCAAAAGUUUGAAAUGAGCAAUGCCAAAUUAAUUGGAACUCCUAUGAGUCCCUUUACAAGUUUAGACAAGGAUGAACAGGGAAAAUCAGUAGAUGAAACAAAGUAUCGUGGAAUGAUUGGAUCUUUAUUAUAUUUAAUUGUUUCAUCAGCUCCUAAGGAGUCACACUUAACAGAAGUAAAGAGAAUAAUUCACUAUCUCAUUGGAACCACCUCUUACGGACUUUGGUAUCCACGCUCUAACAAUUUUAAACUUAAAGGAUUUUUAGAUGUCGAUCUUAGUGACACUUGUCAAUUACUGGAAAAGGCAUUAAUCUCCUGGAACAGUAAAAAACAUGGAUUAGUAGCUCUUUCCGCAACUGAAGCAGAGUACAUUGCAAUUGGACAAUGA